Benincasa hispida (wax gourd) is the source of this 1748-nucleotide messenger RNA. RefSeq names its product cytochrome P450 71AU50-like. Gene Ontology annotation, molecular function: monooxygenase activity; oxidoreductase activity, acting on paired donors, with incorporation or reduction of molecular oxygen; iron ion binding. The record is from RefSeq and is a predicted model, not a curated record. NCBI's taxonomy places the organism in Eukaryota, Viridiplantae, Streptophyta, Magnoliopsida, Cucurbitales, Cucurbitaceae.
UGAGGUAUACUUUGGUUAGCCUUGAGACCAAAAAGAUGGGUUUGAUUUGGAUGAUUAUCAUUACCAUUCAUGUGCUUGUUGUUCCACUUGUGUUUUGGCAAUGGCUGCAGAGGAAUAACAACAAAACCAAGAAGUUACUGCCUCCUGGUCCAAAAGGGUUCCCCAUUUUUGGUAGCCUUCAUUUGUUAGGGAAGCUUCCUCACAGAGAUCUUCACCAGUUAUCUCAAAAAUAUGGACCCAUAAUGCACAUCAAACUAGGCCUUGUGAACACCAUUGUUGUGUCUUCCCCUAAAGCCGCAGAGCUGUUUCUGAAAACCCAUGAUCUUGAUUUUGCAAAUCGCCCUCCUAAUGAAGUUUUCAAGCACAUAUAUUUUGGCCAAAACAGCAUUGCGGUUUCUGACUAUGGGCCUUAUUUACGCAAUAUGCGCAAAAUUCACACUUUGGAGUUGCUUAGCAGCCACAAACUCGAUUCUUUCAAGCCCAUGAGAAGGGAAGAAGUCGGGUUGUUGAUCGAGGAGCUUCGUGGGGCUGCAAGAAGAGGCGUCGUUGUAAAUCUUACUUCCAAGGUCUCUUCUCUCAUUGCAAACAUGAUAUGUUUGAUGAUCUUUGGUAGGAAGUUUGAAGAUGAUAAAGAACUUGAUCAUGAAAUGGGUUUUAAGUGGAUCGUACAAGAAGCCUUCAAAUUGUUUGGAGCUUUUAACUUGGGGGACUUCAUUCCUUUUAUUGCACCUCUUGAUCUUCAAGGAUUGAUCCGUCGGGCAAAAUCUGUUCAUCAAGUAUUUGAUAGGUUUCUUGAAAGGAUCAUAGAUGAACAUCUUCAAUCCAACAAUAUUAAUGUUACCGAAGAUGUGGUAGAUAUCAUGUUGGACAUCAUGGGAUCUCGACAAACCGACUACCAAAUUGAUCGAUCCACCAUUAAAACCAUCAUACUUGAUCUGCUUCUUGCAGGAACGAACACUUCAGUGACCUCCAUCGGAUGGGCACUAGCUGAGCUCAUUAGACAUCCAGAAGUAAUGAAGAAAGUGCAAGAAGAAUUAGAAGAAGUUGUGGGUUUGAAUAGAAUGGUGCAAGAAUCAGAUUUGGCUCACUUGAAAUACUUAGAAAUGGUAGUGAAAGAGGUUUUUAGACUGCAUCCCCCAGCUCCAUUGUUCCUUCCACAUCAAGCCCUCAAAGAUUGCACAGUAAAUAACUUUCAUAUUCCUAAAUGGUCACGUAUCAUAGUGAAUGCAUGGACAAUUGGACGAGACCCAAGUGUUUGGAAGGAUGAACAAAAGUUCUUUCCAGAAAGAUUUAUCGGUAGUCAAGUAGACGUAAGAGGACGAGAUUUUGAACUACUACCAUUUGGAUCUGGAAGAAGAGGUUGUGUUGGGUUACAAAUGGGUUUACUCAUGGUUCACUUUGUGUUAGCUCAGCUUCUGCAUUGUUUUCAUUUGAAGCUUCCAAAUGGUAUGUUGCCUGUUGAUUUGGAUAUGACAGAAGAAUUUGGUUUAACUUGUCCUUUAGUUCAUGAUCUCAUGGUUACUCCUAUUUACCGCUUACAGGAAUAAUACCAUUAGUAUUAAAAAUAUAUAUAUACUUAGGAAGAUAAAUUCUUAGUGUGAAUAAAGAGAGUAUGAUGGUCAUACUUUCGAAGUAUUAGAAAUAUUCUAAAUGAAGUAUGAGAUUAGUCAUCUGUGGUGGAACUUACCUUAGCCAAUCAGACUUAAUUAUAUGCAAGGAAGCCUCCACAUGUAUCAUUUGAUUACUAU